AUGCGAGGGGGCCUGCCAGAGUGCAAAUACAUGACCCCCAAACCGUGUCUGAGGCAGAAAAAUGCGGGGGGUGUGGCCAGCUGGGAGGGAGUGACCAAGUCCUCAGGAUUUAGGCUGGAUUCCGCACCCCCCUCCCCCCCAACCCCGUCCCAGAAUCGGAAUCGUCUCAAGGAAAAGUGGUCUCCCAUCUCUUUCCCCCACUUCCUCGGAGGACCAGGGGCCGCGUGGGUGUGCGGGCGGCUGGGCCGGGCCGGGCCGGCCGUUACCUUGCCGGUCAGUCCUCUCCGCCUGCAAGGGGCUAAAGGGGCCGAGGGGCGGGGCAGGCGGGCCGGUCCAGGGCGGAGGAGCCGCCCAUCAAUCGCGCGGGGCUGUCCCGGUGCUCCUCUUCCUCCUCGCUCUUCUCCCCUCCCUUUAGCGGCCCCUCUUCUUCCUCCUCCCCGGAGGCAGCUUUUAGCCGCGGCGGCCGGGCUUGCUAGGGGCGGAGGCGGUGGGGGCGGCUGCCUAGCGUCCUCCCGUUUCCUUGGCAACCCGGCCCCCUACCUUCUCUCGCGGCCGCGGGGGCGGGGCGGGGCUGCGGCCGAGGAGGUCCUGAACCCGGACUUGGGAGCCCGGCCGGUUGCCGUGGGAACUAGUCGGGAUGCUGUCCGGAAGGCCAAGCGGCGAUGGCGGCAAGCGAGGAAGAGAUGCUGA
This is a messenger RNA of Rangifer tarandus platyrhynchus (Svalbard reindeer), 690 nucleotides long. The record is from the annotation of a GenBank genome assembly. NCBI's taxonomy places the organism in Eukaryota, Metazoa, Chordata, Mammalia, Artiodactyla, Cervidae.